AAAUAGUUAUUUAAUAGAGGAAAGUUCCUCUUCGUGUUUAAUCGAUGAUGAAAGAAAGAAAUACGAUCCACGUGCUAACGUUGAACGAGUACAGACCAAUUUUGUACUGCGGAGUUCUAUUUCUUUCUAAUAUGACUUUCUCUCUCUCUCUCUCUCUCUCUCAACACUCAACAAUCGUGCGAUUGCAGUUCGCGCUCGCGCCAUGACUAAACCAACUAUUUAUAAAGACAGACGAGGUGCGCGGAUAAAUUUUCAUUAGUUGCUAACGACAAGGUGAGAUUCGCGAUAUCGCGAUUUCGCGUCUAGAUGUCUCUCGUUUGACGAAACGUCGUUUUAUAAGAAGCGUUUUUUACCGACGAGACUUCGGAAAGAAGAAGAAGAGAGCGCGUCGUCGCGCGUUCAUUUCUCGGCGUGUACGCGAUCGCGCGAUGCACCCGCACGCAAUGUUGCACCGUUUGCCAGCUGCGACAGGAUGCAUCCGUGUGCAUCCGUCGUGCGCGUCGUUUCGGCUAGCAUGCGCGAGAGCACGGAGGCGCCUUUAUUCGUGGGAAGUCCGAAGUGUGAAUAUAUUUUUGUUGGCCCCGCCACGAUGCCGGAAAGUCCGCCGCGGUACAGCCAGUUGCCGCACGCUAUAAAUAUCGCUUUUGCAUCGAAACCGCCUGCCCCAAUCCGAUACUCCGCGAUUCAGGACGUCGUCGUCGUCGUCGUCGUCGUGCUCUCUCUCCUCAGCACGCCCCAUUAUUCUCCGCCGCUGGCGGGGUUUGAUCACGUGUCGCGAUCUAUCUCAUUAGCGAUCAAUGUCGGAGCUUUCGGAGCAUCUUUUUCAUUAAACAUUCCACUUGCGACAAUGGUCGCCAGUUGGAAGAUGAGCGCCAACAGCGGCCCUUCCGAUGUCAAGAGCUUUACGUAGACGAGAACGCGGGCGUUUUCGACACGAGAGGUUCGGGAGAGAGAGAGAGAGAGAGAGAGAAAGAGUGAGAAGAGAAAGACAGAGAGAGAGAGAGAGAGAGCCGCGUGGAAAAGGCCAGAGUUAGUGCCGCCCGCGCUCGCGUCGUGCCAGUAGUGCUUUAACGCGAAUAAUCCCGCGAGAGUCGCGAACGAGCAAGGGACGAGGUGCGAUUGCGAGAGCGAGGGUGUCGCGAAAAAGGUGACAAACGGGGACAUCCCGGCGGAGGACAUACUCUUGAGAAAAAGCAGAGGGUAGCAGGAGUUUUUUGCGAGGCGGACUCCGACGGUGUGUCUCGA
This is a messenger RNA of Dinoponera quadriceps, 1245 nucleotides long. RefSeq lists its product as uncharacterized. The transcript is spliced from 2 exons. Bases 473 to 910 code for a protein of 145 amino acids. Lineage: Eukaryota; Metazoa; Arthropoda; Insecta; Hymenoptera; Formicidae. The record is from RefSeq and is a predicted model, not a curated record.